Messenger RNA from Lotus japonicus, 2490 nucleotides. Its product is annotated as probable receptor-like protein kinase At5g18500. Gene Ontology annotation, biological process: protein phosphorylation. The record is from RefSeq and is a predicted model, not a curated record. The transcript has 8 exons. NCBI's taxonomy places the organism in Eukaryota, Viridiplantae, Streptophyta, Magnoliopsida, Fabales, Fabaceae. Bases 615 to 2117 code for a protein of 500 amino acids. Gene Ontology annotation, molecular function: protein kinase activity; ATP binding.
UGAAGGAAGAGUGAGAAAGAAAGAGAUUGAAGAGUAACCAAAUGAAAGAGUGUGGUGUGGAGAGGGAAGAGAGAUUUGAAGGAACAGCAAAGAAAAGUUUCUAUAUUGAUGCCUUCUCUUUUACUGUAUGAAAUGAAAUGUGAGUGAGAGUGAUGUCAUUUCCCAUCACCUACCACUGAUAAUUCCAUUCCAUGCCUUCUUAUUAACCCCACCACACCAUUUCCCUCUCCUCAGUAUUUCAUGUGCCUCUUGUGUUGUGUUCUUCUUCUCCCAUUCCCUCCAACUGCAAAACAGGGCAUUUGCUGUGACUUUCUCUUUCUACUGUUUGGUGAGGAGGGGAAAAAGUGAAGUUUGUUGUUGAGUGUCUCAGAAGUGAAAUUUUAGAUUGGAACCAGACACCCUUUAGAGCAUUUGAGAAAACCCAGAUAGCAAAAUCUCACCUUGGUAAGGUUUUGAGUCUUGACAAUGGGGUGCUCCAAUGGCUUCUUCACAACCAAGAGGUCUUUGGCUGCAUAAGAGAUCUAGUGUUUAUGUUGCUUCAGGGCUGAAAAGGAGCUGAGGGAGGAAUCUCUCAAGGAUUUGAGUUGUGGACUGGUUUAUUUGGCAGCAGCAAAAUGGCAUCUGAUCUAAAUUCAGGGCUGUCCAAGAAAACGUUUGUUUUGGGAUUGAAAGUAUGGGUAUUGAUGGGGAUAAUAGUUGGGUUGUUCAUUAUAAUCAUUCUUGCGGUGCUAUCAAUAUGUCUUAGUUUAAGAAAGAAGGCCAGAAGAGUUGGUGGCAACCUUCCCCUUAGCCAUAUCUUAUCUGUUUCAGAAGAGAUCAAAGAAAUUAGAGUUGAUCAAGUCUCAUCAAAUAAUCACCAGCAAUAUGGUGCUUUUAUGAGUCUGAAUGACAAAUUUGGUGAUGCGGUGUCUGAAAAGGUUUCGAUCCAAACAAAGAACGGGGAUAAUAGUAGUCAAUCAGGCUCAUUUAGUCAUUUAGAGAAAGAUGUUUAUGGCACUCAAUCAGGUGAGGAGAGUGGUGCUAGGAGUUCUUCUGCUUACAGAUCUUCACAUCCAAUAACUGCACCAUCCCCUUUGACUGGUUUGCCGGAAUUCUCUCACCUUGGCUGGGGCCACUGGUUUACAUUAAGGGACCUGGAACUUGCAACCAACAGGUUUUCAAAAGACAAUGUUAUUGGUGAAGGGGGUUAUGGAGUUGUUUAUCGAGGUCAACUUAUCAAUGGGAAUCCUGUGGCAAUUAAGAAGCUCCUCAAUAAUUUAGGACAGGCUGAAAAGGAAUUUAGGGUGGAAGUUGAAGCUAUUGGUCAUGUGCGGCAUAAGAACUUGGUGCGACUUUUGGGCUUUUGCAUUGAAGGUACUCACAGGUUGUUGGUUUAUGAAUAUGUUAACAAUGGCAAUUUAGAGCAGUGGCUUCACGGAGCUAUGCGACAGCAUGGCUUUCUUACUUGGGAGGCUCGGAUGAAAAUUCUACUUGGAACAGCCAAAGCGCUGGCUUACUUGCACGAGGCAAUUGAGCCAAAAGUGGUGCACCGAGAUAUUAAGUCGAGCAAUAUUCUAAUUGAUGAUGACUUUAAUGCCAAAAUAUCUGACUUUGGGCUGGCUAAGUUACUGGGUGCUGGAAAAAGUCAUAUUACAACUAGAGUAAUGGGAACUUUUGGAUAUGUAGCUCCAGAAUAUGCCAAUUCUGGGUUGCUAAACGAGAAGAGCGACGUUUACAGCUAUGGGGUAUUGCUCCUUGAAGCAAUUACGGGAAGAGAUCCAGUGGACUAUAGCCGACCUGCAGCUGAGGUAAAUUUGGUUGACUGGCUUAAGAUGAUGGUGGGGUGUAGGCGAUCGGAAGAGGUGGUGGACUCCAACAUUGAGACUAGGCCAUCAACAAGUGCCCUUAAACGAGCCCUUUUGACAGCUUUGAGGUGUGUUGAUCCAGAUUCUGAAAAAAGACCAAAGAUGAGCCAAGUUGUCCGCAUGCUUGAAUCAGAGGAAUAUCCCAUACCUCGAGAGGAUCGAAGACGGCGUAAGAGUCAGGCAGGAAACAAAGAUCUAGAGAGCCAGAGGGAGACUUCUGAUACAGAGAAGAGUGAUAAUCCAGAUUAUAAGCCCAAUGGCAGAAGGGACUAAGGCAUGAGGCAUGUAAGGCUGGGGAUGUUGAAUUUCCAUUAUGAGGAACACAUGUGAACUGGCAAUUUUUGCAUUCUUUUGAGCAUCUGUAAGUUCCUAAGCAUGCUGCCACUUCUUAAAUCAAUGACAUGGAUGGAGUUGGAACCAGUUAUUUUGGAAUGGUUUAUAAUAUGUAUAUUUGUUGUUAUGACUUAGCUGUAGAUGUUAGAAUGUAGAUUGUAUUGUAUGAAUAUAUGGGAUGAAACAGCUCCCUUGCACUAGUGCUGUGUGUAAAGUUCAUUGCUAUUCUUGACUUUUGUCUUUUCAUUUGUUUUAUGGUCAUGAACUAGCCUUUGUUCUCUGGAAGAUAAAAAAAAGAAGUGCUUAUUGUCCA